Molecule: messenger RNA, 1248 nt
Organism: Eremothecium sinecaudum
Lineage: Eukaryota; Fungi; Ascomycota; Saccharomycetes; Saccharomycetales; Saccharomycetaceae
Gene: RTT106
Product: Rtt106p
Exons: 1
Coding region: 1-1248 (415 amino acids)
Molecular function (GO): nucleosome binding; histone binding
Source: RefSeq, a predicted model, not a curated record
AUGCCAGCCAACGAUGGUUUCCUUGACCAACUGCCAAAAGAGCUUAGAGCUGAGGUCGAGAAGAUCAGUAAAUUGUUACCGGAAGCGCUUCCAAUAUUUGAACUUGUAUAUCAAGACGGACAAAACAACGGUAAUUCUAAAAGAAAAGCGCUAAAAACAGAUGUUUCUGGUAAGUUGAAUGAUAGCAAUGUAAUAUUUGAGCUCAAAGACAUAUCAUGUCUCUCGCCUGUUAGAAAGAAGUUAAAUAUGACUAUUUCAUUGGAUGCGGACUUCAAGCCUAUAAUUGUAUUCAACAAGAAUAAUAUUGCAGAAUUGAUCAUUAAAGAUUUAAAGGAUAGUGUGAACUAUGCAGUGUUUCUACCGUUUUCCGAAAAGAAGAAUCUGUUGUAUUUGUACAUGCGCUAUCAGAAUCCCGAUGGAACUAACCCAGAUCCAGUGCUCUUAACUAUGAAUAAAGAAGUUGUUUUAAAACAGUUUAAGGAUGCUUCUAAAGUACCACCAGAGGCAACAGAUUUCAGCGAGUGCAUGGAAUAUAUGAGAAAACAAGCUAUAUUGACGGGAUUUAGAAUUUCUGAUCCGUUUUCCAACUCUAAUGGCCCUCCAGCAUUCCAUGUCGAAUGCCACAGGGGAACUAAAGAAGGUACCUUAUAUUUCCUGCCUGAUCAUAUUAUAUUUGGAUUUAAAAAACCUAUUUUAACCUUUGAUUCUAAUGAUAUCGAAUCCAUCACAUACUCUUCUAUCACGAGGUUAACGUUCAAUGUCACCUUAAUCACCAAAAACCAGGAUAAGUACGAGUUUUCUAUGAUCGAUCAAUCCGAAUAUGCUCAUAUCGACGAGUAUGUUAAACGGAAGCAAGUGAAGGAUAAGUCAAUGAGUGAUGAAUUGAAAGCAAAAACAACUGCAAAGUCGCAGCAGGCCGGAGAACAAUCUGCGUUGAAGGAAGCUACGCAACAGCUGAAGGAACAGAGCUCAAUUAAGGACAUACCUUUAGAUUCAGAUGAUGAAGAAGAAGAUGGUAACUUUGAAGAAGGAAGUAGUUCCGACAGAAGUGACGAGGAUUCCGAUUCAGAAGAUGAACAUCGCGAUGCAGAGCACGACGCCGAUGAUGAUAACAGUGAGGAGGAUCAACAGGCACAAGAUCAAUUCGAAGGUCCACAGGACAUCCCUUUAAUAAUAGAUGAGGAUGAAGAAGAAAACGAUAGUGAUAUAAUAGAAGCAGAUGAGGAUUCUGGUGUCGAAUACCACUAA